This is a messenger RNA of Hippocampus zosterae (dwarf seahorse), 1112 nucleotides long. RefSeq names its product C1q and TNF related 6b (gene c1qtnf6b). The record is from RefSeq and is a predicted model, not a curated record. The transcript is spliced from 3 exons. Gene Ontology annotation, molecular function: protein binding. NCBI's taxonomy places the organism in Eukaryota, Metazoa, Chordata, Actinopteri, Syngnathiformes, Syngnathidae. Bases 211 to 954 code for a protein of 247 amino acids.
AGGGAAGGGAGUGUGGGAGAGCGAGCCUCUGUUCCGGCGUGUGCGUGUCGUGUAUGUGCGAGCGCGCGGGUGCGUCGGACAAAGAGAGGCUGAGACUUUCUCCUCAGUUCUUCCUCCUCGCAGUGGAGCACCGCGACUCCUUUUUUUUUCUCUCGCUUUCACAUUUUCUUUUUCAUCUUGUGGUGAAAGGUGUCGUCACCGUCGUCCGCCAUGUUGUCCCAGUUCAGCUUGCCGUUCUUGGUCCUGUUCCUGCUGCCGCCAGCGAGCUGCCUUCCGUCGCCGGCGCGGCCGCCCUCGCGCUACUGCCGCCGAUGCUGCGACCACUUGGAUUCUCAGGCUUUGGGCUCCGCCCCCUACUACCGCCCCGCCGAGGUCCGCACCGUGGUCAACAUGACCAUCCUCAAAGGCGAUAAAGGCGACAGAGGGGACAAAGGUACGCACGGCAAGCCCGGCGCCGAAGGCCUCACGGGCCCGCCGGGCCCGGCGGGCCCCCAGGGCAUCAAGGGCCAAGCGGGCGCCCCGGGGGACCCUUGCAAGAACCCGCGCGCCGCCUUCUCGGUGGGCCGGCGCAAGUCCCUGCACAGCGUGGACUACUACCAGCCGCUGGUGUUCGACACGGUCUUCGUCAACCUGCACGAGCACUUCAACAUGUUCAAGGGCAAGUUCUACUGUUACGUGGCCGGCGUCUACUUCUUCAACCUCAACGUGCACACGUGGAACUUCAAGGAGACGUACCUGCACCUCAUGCGCAACCAGGAGCAGCAGGUGAUCCUGUACGCCCAGCCCAGCGAGCGCUCCAUCAUGCAGAGCCAGAGCGUCAUGAUGGACCUGCAGCCGGGCGACGAGGUCUGGGUGCGCCUCUACAAGCGCCAGCGCGACAACGCCGUCUACGGGGACGACGUGGACAUUUACAUUACUUUCAAUGGAUACCUGCUGGCCCCUGCCGGACAGUGAGGAGCCCUUGUCGCGCUGGACUCAACCUGAUGGAAAAACGCCGUCAAACUACCCAAAGGUGGCACGUGCGGCCUAAUAUGUGCUUUGCACGGUAAAUAAACCACUUUCUUGGAAAAAAAAAAAAUCUCUUGGAAUUUUUUUUUUACUAAAAAUGUAAA